Messenger RNA from Symsagittifera roscoffensis, 1082 nucleotides. RefSeq lists its product as uncharacterized. Lineage: Eukaryota; Metazoa; Xenacoelomorpha; Acoela; Convolutidae. The record is from RefSeq and is a predicted model, not a curated record.
CAUGUUUUUAUUUCAAAGUUACAUAUCAAACUGACUUGGUCUAAUAAUCAAAAUAAGUCAUCUGAAUUGGCUUAAUUUUUGGUCGAAGAGUCUAAUAUAUUACAUACUCUCAAUGCAUUGAUUACAGAUACUUUUUGACUGCUAAAAAUAACGUGAAGUUUUUGUACAACUUUGUUGAAAAAACACAGAGUUUAUUGUUUAAAAACUCACUGUUUAUUUACAUUUCGUUUUUAAACCAAUUAUCUUUUGUUUAUUGGUUGAUAUUUUGGGAUAAAUUUCGGCCAUGCCUCAAGGAGGCUUUUCGCUGCUGAGUCGCGGAGUGGGUGCUAAGGUCCAUACAAAGUCAGGCCAUGACCGGCUGGACAUAAUCUACGAGCCACAGGACUGGCUGAGUGUCGGUGGUCGGCAAUUGUCAGUCCCGAAGUACUCCAAAGACGACUCGUUAGCCAAUAAGAGCUCCCACAAUCUGCUCCAAUCAGUGCAGCCUCUGCCUCCCAUUGGCCACCGAACUAAUGCUGUCGAGCCGAAUGUGGACCAGGAUGACGUCACGAAAAACGAGAUCAAAGAUACCGAAAGAGAUACUAGAGACAGAGAAAGGGAAGAAGACGUGAUUAAAAACUAUCCAACCAAACAACCUUGGACCGGUUCAAUGUCAUCGGUGAAACGAACUUUCUCGACCCGGAAGGGAGCUCUCGUUUUAUACUCUGAAGAUUUCGCCGACAAGUUCGAGGGAGUCCUGCCAACUUUCACAGCCGAAGACUACAGCGUGCACUCGAAGCCGACAAUUCGCGCGCCAAAAGUUCCUAAAAAGGAAACUUAUCAAGCCUUCGACUCGGUGAUUGAAGAUGCAGAGCCGAAGCAAGAGAAAGAAGAAAAUUUGAAAACUUGUGGCGACCUCUACCGGUCAAUUUUGUCAUUCGGAAAAAACGAAGACGAAGAGUAUGAGUUCAAUUUGAAGAUCAAACCCGAGCGCCACAGGAAAGAUGAGCGUCAGAUCCGACCUGGCUUUUCGGCCAAGAGAUACAUCAACACAUUCAGCUUCACCUGGGACCCCUCAGUUUUCGACAAUCUCAGAAACGAAG